Messenger RNA from Ambispora leptoticha, 651 nucleotides. The record is from the annotation of a GenBank genome assembly. Lineage: Eukaryota; Fungi; Glomeromycota; Glomeromycetes; Archaeosporales; Ambisporaceae.
AUGUCUUCUGAGGAAAAACAACCCACCGUUGCUCUUCAGGAUUCCGAAGAACAUCCAGAUUAUCCAGGACAACAACACACUGAAGAACAUUCAGACCUUCCAGGGCAACACACCGAAGAAGUUGAUGCCAAUCCUGAGGACGCUGAAGCACUUGAAGCAAUGAAACAGCGCGUAAAAGAAAUGGAGGAAGAGGCAGCAAAACUUCGUGAACUACAAGCAGUCUACGAAAAAGAGAUUAAUAGCAGUUCGGAAGAAGAUAAAGAGGCAAUUGAUGCUAGAUCGAUUUACGUUGGCAAUGUUGAUUAUAGUGCCACUCCUGAGGAACUUCAGGCACACUUCCAAUCUUGUGGUACAAUCAACAGAGUGACCAUACUUUGUGACAAAUGGACAGGACAUCCAAAAGGUUAUGCCUAUGUUGAAUUCGCCGAUCCGUCAUUAAUCGCUAACGCAAUGACUCUUAAUGAAACAUUGUUACAUGGACGUCCAAUCAAAGUUACCGCAAAAAGAACUAAUAUCCCCGGAUUUAAUCGUGGUGGUAGAGGUCGAGGUCGCGCUAACUGGCGAGGAGCAGGCGCACAAUUUUAUGGACAUUACCCUCCAACGAUUAGAGGAGGACGCGCAAGAGGACGACGCGGAUUUGCGCCUUAUUAA